Penicillium subrubescens is the source of this 1997-nucleotide messenger RNA. Its product is annotated as glycoside hydrolase family 16 protein. Gene Ontology annotation, biological process: fungal-type cell wall organization; carbohydrate metabolic process. Gene Ontology annotation, molecular function: hydrolase activity, hydrolyzing O-glycosyl compounds; glycosyltransferase activity. NCBI's taxonomy places the organism in Eukaryota, Fungi, Ascomycota, Eurotiomycetes, Eurotiales, Aspergillaceae. The record is from RefSeq and is a predicted model, not a curated record. Gene Ontology annotation, cellular component: fungal-type cell wall. The transcript is spliced from 2 exons. Bases 379 to 1485 code for a protein of 368 amino acids.
CAAAAUACACUCGCCAUACCCCCCAGGGAAACACUAGUCCAUAAUGCCGCACAUCCACUUGCUCGUCUGGCGUGGCGUUUCCCUUUCCCCCCGAACUUCUUCUGAGAUGCACCCUCUUUCCUGUAACCUCCUCCCUCUCAAUCUCUAGAGAAACACUGCUGUUGGUGGCCUUCCACCUUUCCGAUCCUUUAUUUGGCGUGUGAUUUCAAUCGCACAUCCACUCUUUGAUUUCUAUACCUCGAGGGUUACAUAUACUACCCCGUGUCCAUUCAUUAUCGCUUUCUGGUUGGAAUCGCCCCUUCAGCAGCAGUAUUUGAGGCGGAAAGUAUAAUCUUGGUGUCUUCUUCUAUAUCUUUGAAUACUUCUUUUCCUCCUACAAUGAGGAACUUCUUGACAGUUGCUGCUCUUGCAGCCCUGGCUGGCUCUACCGCCGCCCAGACAUUUACCGAAUGCAAUCCCUUGAACACGACCUGUCCCGCGGAUCCGGCCCUUGGAACCGAACAUACUUGGUGGUUCAACUCAUCCACGAAGCUCGACACGACAAUUUGGAACAUGAGCACUGGCUCGUUGACCUACUCCAACGACGCCGCGGAGUUCACCAUCUCGAAGGUCAACGAGUCCACCCUCCUACAGUCCAACUUCUAUAUCUUCUUCGGCGUGGUUGAGUCCUGGGUUAAGAUGGCCAAGGGCGCGGGUGUUGUGAGCAGUGUGGUGUUGGAGUCGGAUGAUCUGGAUGAGAUUGACUGGGAAUGGGUUGGAUAUAACACCAGUGCGGUGCAGUCCAACUUCUUCGGCAAGGGCAACACGACCUCCUACGACCGUGGUGGAACACACUAUGUCGCCAAUGCAGACACCGAAUGGCACAACUACACAACUUGGUGGGAUUCCGACAAGCUCCAAUGGUGGAUCGAUGGAAAAAUGGUGCGAGAGCUCCUCUACACUGAUGCCACGGCAUUGGGCGGCAAGAACUACCCACAGACACCCUGCCAGGUCAAGAUCAGUAACUGGCCUGCUGGUUUGGAGAGUGCUGCUCACGGUACUAUUGAGUGGGCAGGUGGUUUGGUCAAUUACGCCGACGGCCCAUUCACUAUGAGCGUUCAGCGUCUCCGCGUCCAGGAUUUCCACACCGGCAAGGAGUACAGUUAUGGCGACAAGUCGGGUGACUUUAAGAGCAUCAAGGUGACUGGCGGAAACUCAACUGUCCUGGACGAGCUCAACAAGCCCCCUCCCAAGUCCCUGGCCGAGAAAUGGGCCGACCUUGGCAAUGGUGCGCACAUCGGAAUUUACGCUGGCGCCGCCGCCGCCGGUGUCCUGGCAAUUGUUGCCUUGGCACUUGUCUGCUUGCGUCAGCGCCGAAAGGGACGUCUUGAACAUGCUUUGGAUGACUCGCGGUAUGCCACUGAGCGGACAGAGAUGCAGAACUUCCAGAAUGACUGGAAGCAGAGCGAGUGGAAACACGGUGGCUACAGCAAGGUUAGCAACUAGUGAUGCUAACUCUAUAUGUGUUUCUCACUCGCCUUUGCCUUUUUUGUCUGUUUUGUCUAUCGUCACGAAUGGUUCUGUGAACCCUGCUCCCUCUCUCUGUGUGUGCUGUCCCGGCCUUCUCAGACGCCAUCAUGACUUCUCAACAUUUUGACGAGUUCGCGUAAAUCGUCCUGAGUACAUCUUGCUUCGUGGAGUCUGCGAUUGCCGGGGAGAGUAACUCCUUAACGACCUUUACUAUCUUGUCCCAGCGUGUCGUCGCUGCUUCCCACCUGCGCUCGUUUUAUAGGUGGCCUUUUCCUGUUGAUAUCCAUCGUUCAGUUCUUCCUCUUUUUCAAUCUAUCGGUCAAAAUCCGUCGGCGUUGUACAGUGCUGCCGUCCCCUGCAUUUCUUCAUACUCUUUGUCCUCUAUAGGUCACUAUUCUUUCAUACACACAUGAUCUGUACAUAUUUCACUAAGACAUUGUGUCUCUUCUUCAUCUGUUGUUUUGUUCAAUAAACGUCAACACUGCCAC